Messenger RNA from Adineta steineri, 915 nucleotides. NCBI's taxonomy places the organism in Eukaryota, Metazoa, Rotifera, Eurotatoria, Adinetida, Adinetidae. The record is from the annotation of a GenBank genome assembly.
AUGCGUGCCAGUUGGGUGGAUAUUCAUCCUAACGCCACAUGGAACAAGAACGGUCAGACGGCGAUUGAACGAAAUUCUAUUCUCACUCUACCCCACGGUUUAUUCGUGGCUGAGGAUCAGACGGUCUAUGUUGUUGAUCAAAAUAAUAACCGUAUUGUGGCUUGGAAGGAUGGCGACACACGGUGGCAGGUGGUGGCGGGUGGAAAUGGAGAAGGAGACGAUGAUAAUCAACUGGACCGGCCGACAGAUGUAAUCGUGGACAAGAAGACUGAUAGUCUUCUCAUUUGCGAUUACUGGAACAGAAGAGUGGUUCGUUGGCCUCGUCGAUAUGGUACUCGUGGAGAAACAAUUCUCUCCGGCAUCAGCUGUUACGGCUUGACAAUGGAUGAAGAAGGAUCACUCUAUGUCUCUGACGUAGUUGAACAUGAAGUAAGACGAUAUCGUCGAGGUGAUUCGCUAGGAGUAGUGGUGGCUGGUGGAAACGAAGACGGAAGAGAUCUCAAUCAGCUCAGUGGACCCCGCUACCUCUUCGUUGAUCGUGAACACUCAGUGUUUGUCUCUGAUUAUAACAAUAAUCGAGUGAUGAAGUGGGCAGUAGGGGCAAACGAAGGAAUAGUGGUGGCGGGUGGUCGAGGAGAAGGAAAAAGUCUGUCACAACUGUCUAACCCUAAUGGAGUACUAGUAGAUCAGUUAGGUACUGUUUAUGUUGCUGAUUCAGAGAAUAAUCGAGUUGUCCGUUGGCCACAAGGAGCACAACAAGGAACGGUGGUGGUAGGUGGAAAUGGUCAAGGAGCAAAAUCAAAUCAACUGAGUGUACCGAAGGGAUUGUCAUUUGAUCGCUUUGGUAAUCUCUAUGUGACCGAGUUUGGAAUCAACCGAAUGGUAAAAUACACUCUGGAAAUGUCCUCGAAUUAA